This is a messenger RNA of Coffea arabica (coffee), 1359 nucleotides long. The record is from RefSeq and is a predicted model, not a curated record. NCBI's taxonomy places the organism in Eukaryota, Viridiplantae, Streptophyta, Magnoliopsida, Gentianales, Rubiaceae.
AUGGAGGUGAAGAUGGCGGUGGAGCGCGCAAGGUGGGCCGCGACUGGCGACGGAGAGCCGCGCUCUGGUGGAGCGCUGGGGUCGCGGGCGGCGGCUGGUUGCGGACAGUGGAGGCGAUGUGGUGGACGGCACUGUCUGGCGGGCGGCGAUGGGGGCUGGUGGAGGUCCGCUGAGUGGCGGCGGUGGACCAGAGAGAAGAGAGAUGGGAGAGCUGCGGCGGUAGGCUGCUGCGUGAUGGGGGUUGCGGCGCAAGUUGCAGCAGCCAUUCUUUUUCUAAUAGAGUUUACUGCCUCUGCAUAUGCAGACUCAGCAAUAAAACUAGUCAUAUCGCAUUUCCCGGAAAGAAAAUCCAUUCUGAUAUCUGUAAUUGCUGGAGUUUAUGUUCGUAGAAAUCAGGUAUGGGCUUAUAAGCUGGUAUCACAAUUCAGAAAUGCUGAAUUUGUUGAGAAUGUGGCUCCAAGGGCCUUCACUUUUGCUGAAUUGGAGCAAGCAACAAAUGAAUUCAGAGAAGAGUUGGGCAGAGGAGCAUUUGGGGCUGUGUAUAAAGGGAUUUUGCCAGAUUGUGAGAAGGUUGUGGCUGUGAAGAAACUUGAGAAAGUAUUAGCAGAAGGCGAAAAGGAGUUUCAGAAUGAAAUCACAGUGAUUGGGAAAACACAUCACCGCAAUCUUGUCCGGCUGCUCGGCUACUGCCUUGACGGAGCUAAGAGGCUUCUAGUUUAUGAGUACAUGAGCAAUGGAUCAUUGGCAGACGUCCUUCUCAAACCAGAGAACCAUCCGAGUUGGGACGAAAGAAUUAAAAUUGCCCGCGACAUUGCAAGAGGUGUUCUUUACUUACAUGAAGAGUGUGAGACACAAAUCAUCCACUGUGACAUUAAACCUCAGAAUAUACUCAUGGAUGAAAACAGGUGUCCCAAGAUUUCUGAUUUUGGGCUUGCAAAGCUAUUAAAGCGUGAUCAAACAAGAACUUACACAACUUUUAGAGGAACAAAAGGUUAUGUUGCACCAGAAUGGUACAGGAAGAUGCCUGUGACAGUUAAAGCAGACGUUUACAGCUUUGGGAUUGUGCUGUUGGAGAUCAUAUGCUGCCGAAAAAGUCUAGACUGGAGCUUUUCUGAGGAUCAAGCUGUUCUUGAAGAUUGGGCUUACCAGUGUUUCAAAGCCGGAGAGCUGUAUAAAUUGGUUGGUGAUCAGGAGGUUGUUGACAUGAGAAAACUGGAAAGAAUGAUGAAGAUAGCUCUCUGGUGCAUCCAAGAUGAGCCAGCACUUCGUCCAUCCAUGAAGAAAGUUCUUCUGAUGCUCGAAGGAACUGUUGAUAUUCCAGAUCCUCCCAGUCCUACAUCGUUUUUAAGUUCCACAUAA